UAAAAAUCACCAACCUAAAUUCUCUUUGAUAACAUCUUACGCUGUUUUAAGAAACCAAUUAGAAUGCUUCCAACGUGCCCUGAGCUGAUAUUUUUGUGAUGUGUCGUAAAUUCCCGAAAACAGAUAAGGAAUUAUAUUCUGCUGGUUUUGCUGAAAUCCUGUGACGGUUGAUUUAAAUAAAAGGUUUUAGAAGUAAUUAUGUUCGGUUUUGUAGUAUCCCCAUCAUUGUUUCACACAUUGUGUGAUUAAAAUAUAAAAAAUAGACUCUAUAUGUAACAUGCCUUGUGAUGGUUUGUUGUUUCAGUGAAGGACUUGUUUUAUUUUUAUUUAUUUUUAGAUUCAAAUAAUGAUAUUUUUAGAAGUAUGGUUUUUCAUAUUCUGCUGAAGCUUCUCAUCAGUUCAUGGCUUGCGACUGUAGUAAUGAGCGCCAGUGAAUGUUCAAAAUGUCUUGGUAUGUUUUGUGGGCGAAUAAAUACAGAAAAUAUGACUGACUGUACCUUAAACUGUAGAGCAUGUCCCAGGGGCUACCGAACAGAUGGAUAUAUUUGUCAAAAAUGCAAUCAAACUUUCGAGUUGUAUGAUUGGUUAUUUUUAGGAUUUAUGGCAUUAUGUGUUACAGUGUUGCAUUUUUACGCCAUUGAUGCAUUUCAUUCUAGUCAUCGAAGAGUCUGGUUUUUGCAUGCAUCAGCAUUGCUGGAAUGUGUUACUUCGUUUAUGUCUAUGGUGCUAUUGUUCGAACCAAUAGGUUCUUUUCAAUUAUAUAAAUGUGGUGUCAAAUCAAUAAAAGACUGGUAUACAGUUUUCUUCAACCCAAAACCAAUGUAUUUAUCCACAAUACAUUGCACACAAGAAGCUGUGUAUCCACUGUUUACCUCAGUUUUUAUUUAUUUGCUGUUUUCCUUUAUAACUAUGAUAAUAUUACGUGGUAUCCUACUUCGUAUCAUAUUUCAAAACCUUGGACGAUCACCUUUAUAUGCUGGUUUGUAUAUCAUUCCAAUCGUUGGAACUGUACACACAUGUUUUUCUGGCGUUAUCUAUUACAUUUUUCCAUACCUAGCUUUAUUUUUGUCAGCUGUUGGUGUUGCAGUAUUUCUUAGUAUGUUGGACGGAAAUUAUUAUCAAAAGGUUCGUAAACCAAGACAUGUGGGCGUAUUAGUAUGUUACUGUAUUGCACAUGCAUAUGGUAUUAUAUCCAUUACAGAAUUCGAGUUACCCAUCCGAGAUGGGACUGUGUUAUUAUUAGUUUUUUUGCCAUUUUGUUUUUAUUCAAUAACUAGACCUUUCACAGAUGCUGAUAACUUUAAGAUAUAGUUGGUAUAUAUUUAAAAAUUUAGUUAUUUUUGAAAUUCUUUUUUAUACUGUAAAUUUUUUUGGUUAUGUUUUUAAAAGUAUUUUCACAACACAGGAUACAGAAAAGUUAUUCAACUGCUAAAUCAUCUCAAAACAAACAUUGGCCCAAAAUGAUAACAAUCAAAAAUGUGUGCUAUUUUUUCUUCAGAGUGUCUUCGAAAGGUAUACAUUUAAUUAAGGAAUGUUUGUAUUACCAUGGUAAAAUUCUAUUCUAUGCCACAAGAAUUUUAUACAAUUUAGAAUAAAAAUUCAGGGUUUAUAAAACAAGGUACUUUUACUCCAUUUUCUCGUCAAAGUCAGGCUACACAAGUUAAAAGCAGUCAGGAAAACAUCCCAUAUGAUAAACCACAUUCUACCUAACUUGUUUGCCUGCCCAAAAAAUCUAUAUAAUAAUAGGAAAACUGUGUGCAAAUCUUAACCAUGCCACAUGUAUGUAUGUAAUUCUAUGACGAUACAAAUAAUGUCACCAAUAAUAUGUUCUGAAAUAAUUUUUUUAGUCUAUAUUAAUGAUUUAGAUUAUUUUAAAUACCAUUGCAUUAAAACAGUUAGUUGAAACGUUGCAAGUUCUUUAAUCAGAAAAAUUUGUGGAAAGAAA
Molecule: messenger RNA, 1945 nt
Organism: Hydractinia symbiolongicarpus
Lineage: Eukaryota; Metazoa; Cnidaria; Hydrozoa; Anthoathecata; Hydractiniidae
Product: JNK1/MAPK8-associated membrane protein-like
Exons: 1
Coding region: 364-1311 (315 amino acids)
Biological process (GO): response to unfolded protein
Cellular component (GO): membrane
Molecular function (GO): ubiquitin protein ligase binding
Source: RefSeq, a predicted model, not a curated record